This is a messenger RNA of Magnolia sinica, 591 nucleotides long. RefSeq lists its product as uncharacterized. The record is from RefSeq and is a predicted model, not a curated record. The transcript has 2 exons. Bases 1 to 591 code for a protein of 196 amino acids. Lineage: Eukaryota; Viridiplantae; Streptophyta; Magnoliopsida; Magnoliales; Magnoliaceae.
AUGCCUUCAACCUGUAAAGACCCCCUACACGGCUUUGCUGGAGAAAGAGUGAUCUCCGAGGGAGCCAUUUCCCUCCCAGUAACUGUGGGAGAAGGGCAACAUCAAGUCACCCUUAUGGUAGACUUCCUUGUUGUCAAUGUACCAUCCGUACACAACGACAUCCUGGGCAGACCCUCUCUCAAUGUAAUGAGGGCGGUCGUCUCGACCUAUCACCUAAUGAUGAAGUUCCCAGCCGAGGGUAGAAUAGGCUACCUCAGAGAGAACUCAUCUAUAGAAGACCUGGAGAAAGUGUCCCUUGAUGAAGCAGACCCGAGCAAGACCAUCCAGCUUGGAACGUCACUAAGUUCCGAGCAACGGUCCGAAAUGCUAACUUUCCUAUGGCAACACACGGACGUCUUUGCAUGGUCGCAUGCAGACAUGCCAGGGAACUCUCUUGACAUCUUGGUCCACAGUUUGAACGUGGACCCAGACCAUAAACCGGUAAAGCAAAAGAGAAGACCAUUCGAUGCUGAGCGGUACGAGGCCAUUGCCGACGAGGUCUUCAUCCUGCUCGACGUUGGUUUCAUAGAGGAGGCGUGUUACCCCGACUAG